Aspergillus mulundensis is the source of this 1728-nucleotide messenger RNA. RefSeq names its product putative CECR1 family adenosine deaminase. Gene Ontology annotation, biological process: inosine biosynthetic process. The coding region runs from base 1 to 1728 and encodes 575 amino acids. The transcript has 2 exons. Lineage: Eukaryota; Fungi; Ascomycota; Eurotiomycetes; Eurotiales; Aspergillaceae. Gene Ontology annotation, molecular function: deaminase activity. The record is from RefSeq and is a predicted model, not a curated record.
AUGGAUCCAGAGGACGGUUCUUGGGAAGCCGAAGAAGGCGUUCCCCAUAUCGAGGACCCCUUCAUCCAGCGCUUCCUCGCUGGUCGUCUGUCUCUGAUCCAGAGGGAAGAAUCCCAGCGCCAUGAUGCGAAUCUGCAAAAGUCCUUGCCUCCGGUAGCCCAAAGGGCCUGCCAGAUCGUUUCCCGAGUGUGCGCUCAGGAACUGGCCCAACUCCAGCAAGAUGGUUACCAGUCAGACGGCAUCCCGCAUCCGAGCCGCAUGUCGGACAGGGACAGGGUGCGGCUAGAGAGCUCCGAUCUCUGGAGGCUUGUGCGACAUCUGCCCAAAGGGUCCCUCCUGCAUGGUCAUCUGCCUGCUAUGGUCGAUACGGACUUUCUAAUCGAUCAGGCGUUUGCUACGCCAGGGAUCCACGUAUCUGCCCCUGGCCCACUACUAACGCAGCGCGAUUUCCAAGGCGCGCCGUUCGCCUUUCGAUAUUGCCCUCGAUCCACUGGCGAGCCUAAAGAUAAGCAUUCACUGUGGGCAGAUAGCUACGAACCAUCGACUCCGAUUGACCUACAGAGCGCUGCGGCUUCUUUUCCGGAUAAGGGAGAAUCAGGCUUUCGUCGAUGGCUCAAGAGCCGUUUUACCCUGACCGCCGAACAGUCACAACAUACUCCGAGUGGGAGCAGAGCAAUCUCCGACAUCUUCAAUAUUCGGUUGCCUAUCAUCAACUCAAUUCUUCAGUGCGAGCCUAUUCUGCGCAAAUGCCUACGGCAUAUAUUCUCGGAGUUGGCCGCUGAUAGGAUAAGGUAUGUUGAGUUCAGAGUUGCCUUUACUUUCGAAUAUUUCUUGGAAGGGAGUGAUAGGGCCGAGAAAGACUACAAUGCGUGGUUUCAGAUUCUUCAAGAUGAAAUUGAAACUUUCAGGAAUACUGAAGAAGGAAAAGAGUUCCAUGGUGCUCGGGUAAUAUGGUCAACCAUGCGUGGUCUAUCAAACAAAGACAUUGGCCUCAGUAUGAAGCAGUGCCUUCUCGCGAAGGAGAAAUUUCCUGAAUUGAUCUGUGGGUUCGAUCUACUCGGACCUGAGGCUAACGGGAGGCCACUUAACGAUCUGCUACCCAUUCUGUUUUGGUUCCGAGGACGCUGCGCUGAAGAGGGCGUAGAAGUUCCAUUUCUAUUCCAUGCGGGCCACUGUUUGGGUGAUGGAGACCAAGCAGACGAUAACCUUUUUGACUCAGUUCUGCUGGGCGCUCGAAGAGUCAGCCAAGCUCUUUCGCUAUAUAAACACCCUCUACUCAUUGAUGUUGUCAAGUCUAAGAACAUCCUAAUCGAAUGUUCACCAAGUUCAAACGCAUGUCUCGGGUUCGCCAACUCUUUCCAAUCCCAACCUCUACCGGCUCUUCUAUCCCGUGGUGCCUCUGUCGCCAUCAGCAACGACUCACCCGGCUUGUUUGGGCUCGGACCGAAUGGUCUAACGUCCGAGUUUUACCAGGCUCUACUUGCAUUUCACAGUUUGGGCCUCUCUGGCCUGACGAUGAUGGUGGAGAACUCUAUCCGUUGGAGCUGUUACGAAGACCAGACGUCAAAGGAAUGGAACACAGACAUACAGGAAGCUAUUCUCGGAGAGGGCGUGAAAGCUGGUCGUCUGCACGAAUUCUACGCUGAUUUUGAGAAGUUCUGCGGGUGGGUAGUCCAGGAAUUCGAAGAGAAAUACUGUAAUCCUGAAGAGGACAAUAUCGAUAUCUAG